GUGGUUCGGUGCGGCACGCCCAUGCGGAAAAGGGAGCGUGGCUUUCAAAGGGAAGAUGACAUGUAAACAUUGCGGUCACUUCGAUUUUUUCUGAAGUCACGGGAACAAUGAGUUUCCGCGGUCGUUAUGGAUAAAACGUGAUCCUUCUGGUCGGCGAUCUUCUGCAGCUGAGUGCCAUCGCGCAAUGCGACUGACUCCUUCAAAAAUCCUUUUCACGUUGAUACUCGGCGUACUCAUUCUGACUACCUGGCUGAUCGUGAGCCAAAAUGGUCCUGAUCACUACAUUGUUCAAAAUUGCCAGAACUCGGAAGAAUUUCAAGAUGCGCUUCACAAGCUUGCCAAAGACACGCACGACGUGCUCUCGAAUCUGGGCCUGACGCACGCCCUUUGCUAUGGAGCCCUUUGGGGACAGAUUCGCAUCUCUAGAUCCUUGCCCUGGGAGAACGACGUCGAGUUUUGCGUGCUCAACGAGGAGUUGAUGCAGAAAGACGAAGCGUCUAUUUUCAGCACUUUCCGACGCAAGCAGUUGCACCUGUCGUACGACUCUGUGGACGGCGUGUACACUGUUUCGAAUCUUGCUCCUACCCCACCCUCUGAUUUGGCAAGAGGAGUUGUGAAGCUAAUCGUAUUUGAAGAAGACAGUAAGACCGCACGACUGCCUGGCGGGAAAGGCAUGCUGCGCAGAGUGGGAUGGAAAAGAAGAGUCAUGCCUCCAGACUGUGAAGGAAUCGCAAUACUUGAAUGCUUUCCACCAAACCUAGUCACACCACCUCUACCAGAAAGAAAUUUUGGCGGCUAUUUCUUACCAGUGCCAAGGGAGGGCGUGGAAAUUCAAAAGUACCACUACAUUGACAACUGGUGGAAGGAAGUGAUACCAAAGAAUUGUUAGAUUAGAAUAUACCAUCCCGAACUCAAUUUAACUUAAAAAGCCAAUGUAGGCGAAUCAAAAGUAUUUGAUAAAGAUUCAAACAAUUAAAGAAAUUUAUAAGCAUAAA
Messenger RNA from Cloeon dipterum, 995 nucleotides. RefSeq lists its product as uncharacterized. Lineage: Eukaryota; Metazoa; Arthropoda; Insecta; Ephemeroptera; Baetidae. The transcript has 4 exons. The record is from RefSeq and is a predicted model, not a curated record. Bases 185 to 889 code for a protein of 234 amino acids.